Nannizzia gypsea CBS 118893 is the source of this 342-nucleotide messenger RNA. RefSeq lists its product as hypothetical. NCBI's taxonomy places the organism in Eukaryota, Fungi, Ascomycota, Eurotiomycetes, Onygenales, Arthrodermataceae. The coding region runs from base 1 to 342 and encodes 113 amino acids. The transcript has 2 exons. The record is from RefSeq and is a predicted model, not a curated record.
AUGUCUGGCACGCGCGAAACUGGUGCGAUUCUGGGAUGGCCUUCCCAACGAUCUGUUAUCGUCUGGGGAAACAAUAUCGAUGUUGCCAGCUUUAAAGUGACUAGCGGCCCGGGGGGCCCUGGUUGCUCUCUGGGAUCUAUAAACUCCCUUUCUCCAGCAACUCCCAGGCAUGCCGAUUCAGCCCGCAGAAACGGAGUUGGUUCAUGGUUCAUCAGGCGAUCGCACGAGAAACGAAUACGCACAGACGAACCCAGGCUUCUUACCGAGGCUUUUCCUUCCUUUUCAACCCCAGGUUUCGAACGCAUAACUAUACGGAGUAUACACAACUGUCAAUUAGCAUAG